AUGCGUUCUUCCUUUCGAUCUUUAGCAACCUUUUUUCUCGUGCAGCUGUACUUUGGCAUCCGAUGCAAAACCUGGAGCUACUUAGUGGCCAUGGUAUUAGGAUUAGUCACCGAGGGCGUUGGGUACAUUGGACGUUUACAACUCCACAACGACCCUUUCAACUUCAACUAUUUCCUCGUAUAUCUCGUUUGCCUGACCAUAGGACCAGCCUUCCUCACAGCCGCCAUCUACAUCACAUUCGCCCGCGUCGCGUACUCCUGCGACGCAAGCCUCCUAUGGGCCCGAUCGACGACAGCCACUGGAGGUGCCAUCACUUCGACAUCAGGUGGCAUGACCCAAGAGGCAUUGGACUUGAGACAGACAGGCGUGAAUGUCACGAUCGGUCUUGCGAUCGCGUCCGGCACCAUCUUCGUGAGAUGUGUUUUCCGUGUUGCUGAAUUGAAGGAUGGUUUUAGCAGUUCACUCGCCAACGACGAAGUGGCUUUCAUGAUUUUGGAAGGCACCAUGAUUGCCAUUGCGAGCAUUUGUUUGACUGUCGGACAUCCCGGCUUGUGUCUAGACAUUGAGUGGAGGCUCCCAAAGCAGGUGCUACAAAAGGGUCGAGAUGACAGUUCAAACGUGGAGUUGGAAAAUGUUCACGUCUCCAAAUAA
Messenger RNA from Clonostachys rhizophaga, 651 nucleotides. The record is from the annotation of a GenBank genome assembly. NCBI's taxonomy places the organism in Eukaryota, Fungi, Ascomycota, Sordariomycetes, Hypocreales, Bionectriaceae.